ACCAAAAGCACUCAUCAAAUAAAAAAAGUCCCUCAUUUUCGACUCAUAUUAUUCCCUAUAUCCGGGCACUGACUCUCUCGUUCUUCUCCGUCUUCUUCUUCUUCUUUGAAAGUUUCUGCUCCAUUAUCCUUUGAUGGAAUACUCUGAAAACCUCUCUUUCUUGCAAUCUCUGCAAGCAUCUUUUUGUUUCAUCUUCUUCUUCUUCACCAUAUCCUUCUCUAUUUUCUCUUUCUUUCUUCUUUUCAUGAGGCAGAAAGUUUGGUGCAAUUGUGAUAUUUGUCGUGGGUACCUCACAUCUAGCUGGUUGAUGGAGUUCGGCAAUCUCUGUGACUGGUAUACUCAUCUUCUCCAAAAGUCCCCAACCCACACCAUUCAUAUACAUGUUCUUGGCAACACCAUCACUGCAAAUCCGGAUAAUGUUGAGUAUAUGCUCAAGACCCGAUUCGAUAAUUAUCCAAAAGGAAAACCAUUCUCUACCAUUCUUGGUGAUCUCCUUGGUAAGGGUAUCUUCAAUGUGGACGGAGAUUCAUGGGUGUUUCAGAGGAAAAUGGCUUCUCUAGAGCUUGGAAGUGUCUCUAUACGAUCAUUUGCGUUUGAGGUUGUCAUGGCCGAGAUCAAACAUCGGCUUCUACCCCUUUUAUCAUCAAAUGCUGAGAAAGAUGGCAGCGUAUUGGAUUUACAAGAUGUUUUUCGAAGAUUCACUUUUGAUAAUAUUUGUAAAUUUUCCUUCGGUUUGGACCCCGGUUGCCUCGAAUUGGCCUUGCCCAUCUCCCAAUUCGCUGAAUCCUUUGAUCUUGCAACCAAGUUAUCUGCAGAGAGAGCAAUGGUAGCCACACCAUUGAUCUGGAAGAUCAAACGUUUGUUGAAUUUAGGUUCAGAGAGAAGGCUGAAGGAGGCCAUCAAGAAAGUCAAUGUCCUUGCCAAGGAGGUGAUAAUGCAGAAGAGAAAACUAGGCUUUUCCACACACCAAGACCUUCUUUCAAGAUUCAUGGCUUGCAUCAAGGACGAUAACUACUUGAAAGACAUUGUUAUAAGCUUCAUCCUCGCAGGCCGCGACACCAUGGCUUCCGCACUGACAACAUUCUUCUGGCUGGUGGCCACUCACCCAGAGGUUGAGUCCAAAAUCAGAGACGAGGCAGACCGAAUCAUGCACCCAAAUCAAGAGUUCCCGAGCUUUGAACAAAUUAGGGAAAUGCACUACCUCCAUGCAGCUGUUUAUGAGAGCCUAAGACUCUAUCCACCAGUGCAAUUCGAUUCAAAGUUUGCCCGACAAGACGAUGUUCUUCGAGAUGGAACAUUCGUGAUGAAGGGCACUAGGGUUACCUACCAUCCCUAUGCAAUGGGUCGAAUUGAAGCAAUUUGGGGUCCAGAUUGCACGGAAUUCAAGCCACAGAGGUGGCUAAAUAAUGGUACAUUCUUUCCACAGAGCCCAUUCAAGUACCCAGUUUUUCAAGCUGGGAUUAGGGUUUGCUUAGGGAAGGAAAUGGCAGUGGUGGCGAUGAAAAGCGUGGCGGCCGCGGUGCUCCGACCAUUCGAUAUCCACGUUGUUCACGCCAACGUCGCACCCCGGUUCGAUUCGGGGCUCACGGCCACCGUGAGAGGUGGCCUUCCUGUGGUGGUACGGGAGAGGAGGGCCACCAAUCAGCAUUGUUAAGGUUAAUUUCUAGAAAGGGACAUGUUAGCAAGCACAUGGAAGUUUGAAUGAUGAUAAUGUGCACCGUGGGGUCACGGGGUGUUAUGAUAACAGGCGGUGAGUCACGUGGGGUUGUAUAAUUGGUUUGUUGGGUUGGUUUCAAUGAGUCUAUAUGUGUAGCCUCCGGUGAAGUGAUUUGAUUGUUAGACUUGUUUGUUUUUUUUACUAUUUAG
Molecule: messenger RNA, 1866 nt
Organism: Vitis riparia (riverbank grape)
Lineage: Eukaryota; Viridiplantae; Streptophyta; Magnoliopsida; Vitales; Vitaceae
Product: cytochrome P450 94C1-like
Exons: 1
Coding region: 134-1654 (506 amino acids)
Molecular function (GO): oxidoreductase activity, acting on paired donors, with incorporation or reduction of molecular oxygen; monooxygenase activity; heme binding
Source: RefSeq, a predicted model, not a curated record